Bolinopsis microptera is the source of this 699-nucleotide messenger RNA. RefSeq lists its product as uncharacterized. NCBI's taxonomy places the organism in Eukaryota, Metazoa, Ctenophora, Tentaculata, Lobata, Bolinopsidae. The record is from RefSeq and is a predicted model, not a curated record. The coding region runs from base 1 to 699 and encodes 232 amino acids. The transcript has a single exon.
AUGAUAAAGUCUCUGAAAGAAGAGGAGCUCCUCCAGACUCUGUACGAUAAGAGAGUCCAAGGAAAGUUUCUAACCUGGGAGAACACCAUGCAGCUAGACACUGGCUGGCAAAGCCUGCUGUAUACCUUGAGCCCCGAGCUGACAAAGUUCCACCUAAAUGCCAUCCACGACGUUGCAAGUACACCUAGCAACCUCCAGCUUUGGAACUACAGCUCCACGAACAACUGUCCCCUUUGUGGGCGUCAGCAGUGCAACCUAAAGCACAUUCUAACGUGUUGCCCAGUGUCACUUAAACAAGGAAGAUACAAUUGGAUACAUGAUCAGGUGCUCAGGGUAAUCGUGCAACCAAUUGCAGAGAAGCUGAGGGAGAUAAACAGUGCUACCCCAAAGAGAGAAGAAAAGAGAGAGUGGAGGAAGUUCGUAUCCGGAAAAGGAACCUACAGGAAACCCGAAGUACGGCUUACAGAAGAACCUCAUCUUCUAGAGGAGGGUAACGACUGGAAACUUGUGUUUGAUAAGGACGAAAGGACAAGACAAUUCCCCCAAAAUAUCGUCAACACAGCUCUCAGACCUGACGUGGUAAUAUACUCUAACACACUCAGGAAAGUCAUCCUGAUAGAGCUGACCUGUGGAAACGAGGAGAACAUUGAGGACCAGAGAUCCCGGAAAGAGAAGAGAUACGAAGAACUAAUGGUGUAG